Molecule: messenger RNA, 2091 nt
Organism: Eremothecium gossypii ATCC 10895
Lineage: Eukaryota; Fungi; Ascomycota; Saccharomycetes; Saccharomycetales; Saccharomycetaceae
Product: Zn(II)2Cys6 transcription factor domain-containing protein
Exons: 1
Coding region: 1-2091 (696 amino acids)
Biological process (GO): positive regulation of transcription by RNA polymerase II
Cellular component (GO): nucleus
Molecular function (GO): transcription cis-regulatory region binding; DNA-binding transcription factor activity, RNA polymerase II-specific; zinc ion binding
Source: RefSeq, marked provisional
AUGGAUAUCUUAACGAUAAUCACCAAUCAACCCUCUAAGGAAGGUAGGACUAGAGAAGCUAAGUCGCAGAGUUAUCCAAAUCGCCUCUCGUUCCAGGCAGCUCCACAGACAAAUUCGAGCGCGGACAUGCUUGAAACGCUGAAGUCCAAAAAGCCAAAGGUGCAGUAUUCUCGCAAGGGCUGCUCACAAUGUAAAAAGUCCCACAUAAAGUGUGACAAAGUACAACCGCUCUGCACGACAUGCGCCAAGAAGAAUAUUCUGUGCACAUAUGAAUUGAGCUUUGUAUUUGAAGACGGCAGCAGCAAGCGGAAGAUUCUGAAGCGUCUACCAAAAACCAAAAAAAAGCGACCACAAGAAAUUGUGACACCGCUUUCCCUAGCUAGUAACAGCACAUCUAGCCUUUCUACCAGCUCUCGGAGCCAAAGCUUGUCGCAAAUGUUACCAGCCGUGGCCGUCCUACAUGCUGAGCAGGAAUGCGUGCGUGGCAACGUGCGGCGCGCGUCAAUGGAUGACACGAGCGACGCACAAAACCAACGAUCUUCUACAACGUCAGCAGGGAUUUCCAAUUUCAGCUUUGAAUCGGACCAAUUUGAUAUCCAGAAUUUCUUAGAUACAUCGCCCGCAGAUCUCAUUCUGUUCGAUAACGCCGAGUUUGAGCUUAACGCAUGGACUGAACAACAGACACAUGCGGGGUGGAAGAUGUUUACCUUUGACUGGCGCGAUGCGGACUGGCCUGAAGUGAUGAAGCUUUUGGAGGCAUAUGACCCAAUACAGCAUGGCUCGCCGGUCUCACAGCCGUGCGCACCCACAGACCUCGGCGUCGAUCCCUCCGAACUAAACAGGUUUGUAUGGACGAUGGCGAGGAGCACGCAGCUCUUUGGAAACUUCGCAAUCUUCCCCAAUGACAAGAUGGAAGAGUUAAUCAACGUUUUAUGGAUAAUCAACCUGCAUUACGGCGUAAUCCAGGAUGCCUUGACCUAUGGCUGUGGCAUGUUUAUUAAGGAGGUCUACGAGCGGGCAAACUACCAAACCUUUGCCUACCACUGGGGCAUGAUUGCGAUGUCUUCAAAAGAAUCUGUGUCGUUCGACCUGCUAAAUACACAGCUUCUGAAGGCGGUGGUGUUCACUGACUUCGUUGCUGUGCUCUUCGCGUACUUCCUCGCAAUUGCAUCCAACAGCACCUGCGAGAGGUUCGAGUGGGACACGUACUUUCCCCAAGGGUACCAUGUGAUCCGCCAUGUGCGAACCCUCAUACCGUUGAGCGGGUGCAUGUCGGAACUUGAGCGAGCAGCUAUAAGCGCCUUUGGUGUGCUCGAGGACUGGUUUUGCCAGGCGGAAGUAAUAGCUCAGGUCAUCUCCGACAAGGGUGGCGCCCUCUCAGAACGAACCGAGCUCGAGUAUCUAUUAACCAAGGUUCCACCGCUUCUCACAAGCUACCAAAACAAAUAUGACCUCAUGAAGGGUUGUUUCCAUAAUUUCAACGCCAUUUUCCUCAAACUAUGUUUGAAGUUGACUGACCUCAAGGACCGCGGCGUGCAAUUGGGCGGACGGCACAUGAUAGAAUACAAACUUCUUAAUACCAACACAUCAUUGGCGCUGGAGCUACAUGCGUUCGGCUCCACCCUACUCGAAGAGCUCGAAGCCAUCCAACCUUCCAAGACUGAGCUCAGGCAGGCUUGUAACGGGAUCGCCGACCACCGACUACAGCACGCCAUGAAGAACUCGCACGAGAUGUACUUCAUCGGUCUACAGCUCUAUUUAAAGGCGCUAUUCAUGGACACCCCGCUGAACUCCCCCGAGUUGGUGGAGCUGCUCGAACGCAUGCUCGAGGCCGGACAGAAUAUCACGUACUAUUCGGCCAAGACUAUUUGCUGCCACUUGUUUGCCUUUCUUGGCGCGGAGGUCGCCUUGCUAAUAAACAACCGUUCCUUGUUCAAGAGCUUCAUGGGUCUCUUGAAAACGAUUGCAGACAGCGGAACCGCCGCUGCGAAGAACAGCAUGCGACGCCUCAACUACAUCUCGCUGGUAUUGGAGACCAGAAGUUAUACACUGCUAGUAAACCCGAUAUAUAACAACGGCAUCGAUCUCUAA